CCGACGGCGACUUAAAAGUUAACACUUAGCUCGCAGCCUUUUAGGAACUUCGUCCUUCAGGUGAUCAGUGCUAGCAAUGAGUAGAGGUGCCAGCACGCCCACCUCGCGGUUUCACUCUUUGUCAACAACUACUUCCGUCUCAUCCUUGCCAGGCAUGGCUCGUGGAGAGGAACGGACACCCCUCGUGAAUCAAGGCGAUGUUGAAGCAGGUCGUUCGACUCACGCGCAGUACGGUUCUUCUACUUCUGAUAUCGAGACGCCAAAGGAUACCAGCAAGCGCAACUCGAAGUUUAUGAAAAGAGUUCGAUACUAUGUUCCGUCCACUGCGUGGAUACCCGACUAUUCGGCUUCUCUCUUGGGUGGUGAUCUUCUGGCUGGAGUCACUCUUGCGGCUAUGCUCAUUCCCCAGUCUGUCAGUUAUGGAACCGCACUUGCGAAGCUAAGUCCCACCACUGGUUUGUUCGCUGCUUCCAUACCGCCAAUCAUGUAUAGUCUUCUCGGAACGUCAAGACAACUCAAUGUUGCUCCGGAGGCUGCGCUUUCGCUCCUCGUUGGACAAGCUGUUUCUGAUUAUCGUCGUGCGGAUCAUCAUGCUCGUCCGGAAGAUGCCGAUGCCAUCGGUAUUGCAGUUUCCACUGCCAUCACAUUCCAGGUUGGACUGUUUGCGUCAAUCCUUGGAUUCUUUCGGCUUGGCUUCCUGGAUGUUGUCCUCAGUCGUGCGCUCCUCCGAGGUUUCGUGACUGCAGUUGCGGUUGUCAUUACGAUAGAACAAUUAGUACCCAUGUUUGGCCUCGCUGCGCUGGAGAAUACGCUCAAUCCCGAGUCAACCCUGGACAAAAUAAUUUUCCUUCUAGAAUUUGUAUGGACUGAUUAUCACAAACCGACGACGCUAGUCAGCUUCGGAGCGCUGCUCGUGCUCAUAUUCAUGAGGGCUUUCAAACGUUUUUUCAGACGUACUUGGUGGAUCGAACGGCUCCCUGAAGUCCUCAUCGUUGUCGUGCUGUCUACAAUCAUUUCUGGCCGUCUUCGUUGGGAUGAAGAUGGUAUCGAUAUCCUUGGCGUGAUACCUAUCAAUACUGGCGGUCAUUUCUUUAGUUUACCGCUGAAGGAUUCGAUACGCUACAUCAGAGGAACAACGUCGACCGCAGUUUUGAUAACCAUUAUGGGUUUCUUGGAUAGUACCGUUGCAGCGAAGCAGAACGCCGAUCGCUUUGGCUACUCCAUCAGUCCGAACCGUGAACUAGUUGCACUUGGGGCUGCUAAUCUUGCUGGAUCUUUGGUUCCUGGCACACUGCCAGCAUUCGGCUCAAUCGUGAGGUCGAAGAUCAAUGGUGAUAUCGGUGCACGCACAGCAAUUGGCCUCGAUUGUUUGUGCACUGACUUGUCUUUCAGCAUCUGCCUCUUUGUGUUAUCACUGUUCGCUGAGGUUCCCCACGACCUAAUAUACUACUGGAGGAUCGGAGCUUGGACUGACCUCGCUAUGAUGUUCCUCACUUUCGCCCUCUCUGUCAUCUGGAAUGUCGAGAUCGGAAUCGUCGUCAGUCUCAUCAUCUCCUUGUUGCUUGUUAUCAAGCGCUCCUCGCAAACGCGAAUGAUUAUACUGGGGCGCAUUCCUGGCACUGACCAAUGGGGUCCCAUUGCUGACACUCCAGGUGCUGAGGAUGUUCCUGGCAUCUUAAUUAUCCGUAUCAGGGAGAGUUUGGACUUUGCUAAUACGGCACAGUUGAAAGAACGUCUUCGUAGACUGGAGUUGUAUGGCCCGGAAAGAACUCACCCUUCGGAAGAGCCAAGGAGACAGCCUGCAAGCAAACUAGUAUUCCACAUGGCAGACGUUGAAACGUGCGAUGCCUCUGCAGUGCAGAUCUUCCACGAGUUGUUGGAAACGUAUCAAAACCGUGGUGUUGGGCUCUACAUGACUCACCUCCGUUCUGGUCCUCGAAGGAUGUUUGAGCGCGCCGGCAUCGAGGAGCUCCUAGGGCUCCGAGGCAUUCUUCGCCACCUUGGGAGAAGCCAUGGCCAGCAUCGGGCAGCGAUGAAGGGUUCGAUUUGGAUAUGAUUGUUUGGCGAUGUUUUACGACUUUUCACGACGUACCCAUUGGGCGCACAGACUGCUCGGAGCAUGUGGUUGAUCUCGCGAGUGGAUUGUACAUAUCCAUCCAAUAUGCUUGCAUAUACCAAACAUAUGGUGUUUAGGAAAGUGCCUACGUUUACUUGGCGCUUGGCUCACGUUUCUAUCAGUUGGAUUGUCUUAUCUGUGUUCCGAAAUCUCAUGACUCCUUGUGAUCGCAUCAUGCAUCCAUGUAGAUCCCCAUCAUCAUUCAAUAUUCAAGUAUCAUGAUUUGAAUCUCAAAGUAAGAAAUUUUAAUGUACGUCAGCGGCAAUAUCUCGU
Molecule: messenger RNA, 2389 nt
Organism: Suillus paluster
Lineage: Eukaryota; Fungi; Basidiomycota; Agaricomycetes; Boletales; Suillaceae
Product: sulfate transporter family-domain-containing protein
Exons: 13
Coding region: 77-2056 (659 amino acids)
Biological process (GO): transmembrane transport
Cellular component (GO): membrane
Molecular function (GO): sulfate transmembrane transporter activity
Source: RefSeq, a predicted model, not a curated record